AUGAGUAAAAGCGAACGUACUCUGUCUGGACUUUCGGAAAAUUCUAAUGGAAAUGCCGAAACUCAUGAACUCCAGCCAGCAGACAUAGUGUUUGUGGACAGAGGAAUCAUGCAGUCGAAGUACACGGAUCCCAUGGAGUUUGCAGAGGUUGAGGAGCUAUUAGGAACCUCUCCAGCGCCGCGACCCUGCACUCUUGUAUGGAGGGACGUCACCGUCCACAUUAAACAUAAGGACGGCAAGCUUAAGAGAUUAGUCAAUAGUGUAAAUGGAAUCGCAAAACCUGGCUCGUUGGUGGCACUAAUGGGACCCAGUGGCGCGGGGAAGACUACACUUAUGUCGGCUCUAGCGCAUAGAAGUCCUAUCGGCACGGUCGUGGAUGGUGCUAUUGCGAUGAAUGGACGAACAGUGGGCGACUUUAUGCACCUGGAGUCUGGAUACAUGCAUCAGGAUGAACUCUUUGUCGAAAAUCUCACUGUUAUGGAACAUCUCACAAUAAUGGCUCGUCUACGAAUGGAUAGGCGAACAUCAUCAUUGGCAAGAAAGAGAAGAGUGAAUCAAUUGUUGCGCCAGUUAUCUCUGUAUGGAUCACGGCAUACACGUAUUGGAGGCCUCGAUGGAAGAAAAACGUUGUCUGGAGGUGAAAGGAAGAGACUGGCGUUUGCUACUGAGCUCUUGACAGAUCCUGGAUUACUAUUCUGCGAUGAACCCACGACUGGCUUGGACUCGUCUUCAGCACAGAAGCUUAUGACCUUACUUCGGGCAAGUGCAGUCCAGGGCAAGACAGUGAUAUGUACUAUACACCAGCCGUCUUCAGAAUUAAUGGCAUUGUUUGAUAAGUUGGUGUUGCUGGCAGAGGGAAGAGUAGCCUAUGCUGGAAAUGCCUCAGGAGCACUAGGAUUUUUUGAAAGCUUGGGAUACCACUGUCCCAUCACAUAUAAUCCAACAGACUACUUUAUCAAAGUGUUGGCGUUGACACCUGGCUCGGAAGGUGCGUCACGACAUGCCAUUAAGAGCGUCUGUGAUCGGUUCGCGGUCAGUGAUGCUGCUAAGGAACUGGACAUGGAGAUACAUCUUGAGUUCCACCUAAUAGAUAAUCAAGAUGAGGAAACGAAGCGGACCAAAUCUAGCAAUUUUAAACCACCUUUUUUCCAUACGAAAAUCAUUUGGUUGGUGUAUAGAUAUAUUUUAAUGGUUUUACGUGAUCCAAAUGUACAAUUGUUAAGGAUAGCGCAGAAAUUGGCAAUCGCACUAACCGCAGGGCUGUGCUUCAUCGGCACAGCGCGGCUCACCCAAGCAGGAAUCCAAGAUGUCCAAGGAGCUCUCUUCAUCAUCAUAGCAGAGAAUACCUUCAGCCCUAUGUACUCUAUGCUCCAUAUAUUCCCUGAAGAGUUCCCCUUGUUGUAUAGGGAACUUAGGGCAGGGUUAUAUUCCACGCCCAUUUAUUAUGUAGCUAGGAUGAUAGCUUUGUUCCCAGGUCUGGUGAUUGAGCCGUCACUGUUCACACUGGUCGUCUACUGGAUCGCAGGUCUACGGAGCACCUUCUAUGCGUUUGGUUUCACCGUCUUCUUGUCUAUAUUGGUUCUGAAUGUAGCUAUAGCAUGUGGAUCAUUCUUCUCUUGCGCUUUCGGUUCAAUGCCGGUCGCAAUCGCCUACCUUGUCCCAUUUGACUACUCUCUCAUGAUGACAUCGGGACUAUUUAUAAAACUCAGCUCAAUACCAAAAUAUAUAUCGUGGAUUCGACACCUGUCUUGGCUCAUGUAUUCUAAUGAAGCAAUGACGAUUCUUCAGUGGGACGGAGUACAAAACAUAACAUGUCUUACAGACGAGACCGGUGCACCAUGCCUCAGUACUGGCGACGAAGUCCUGAGCAUGUAUGACUUUACCACGAACGAAUUCUGGCCCGACAUAGUUGCCCUGGUCAUUCUCUAUCUAGGUUUCCACCUCUUGGCUCUGAUUGCUCUGCGCUACCGUACGAGGAGAAAAUAA
This is a messenger RNA of Pieris macdunnoughi, 1986 nucleotides long. NCBI's taxonomy places the organism in Eukaryota, Metazoa, Arthropoda, Insecta, Lepidoptera, Pieridae. The record is from the annotation of a GenBank genome assembly.